AUGUUACCGGGCGUGGGGCCGCAUGCUUGUAAACCCGGCACCCUGAAAGCUGAGGACCCACAUGGGGGCCAGCCUUCCUCUCCUCCCAACCUGAGCCACUCAGUUGAAGGGUGCCAACUUCUCCAACCUCCUUUCUCAGUCUGGGCGGCUGAAGCCUGGGAAGGGUGGGGUAGAGUAGUGGGACACUGUGGUCUGGCUACACAGGAAAGGGGACUCCUAUCCUUACAGAACGAUGUAGAAAAGGUGGUGGUGGUGAUUUUGGAUAAAGAGCAUCGACCGGUGGAGAAGUUCGUCUUUGAGAUCACGCAGCCUCCCUUGCUGUCUAUCAGCUCUGACUCUUUGCUCUCCCACGUGGAACAGCUGCUCCGAGCCUUCAUCCUGAAGAUCAGUGUGUGUGAUGCUGUCCUGGACCACAAUCCCCCAGGCUGCACCUUCACUGUCCUGGUGCAUACAAGAGAAGCUGCCACUCGAAACAUGGAGAAGAUUCAGGUCAUCAAGGACUUCCCGUGGAUCCUGGCAGAUGAGCAGGACGUCCACAUGCAUGACCCCAGGCUGAUACCCCUAAAAACCAUGACGUCAGACAUCUUAAAGAUGCAGCUCUAUGUGGAAGAGCGAGCUCAUAAAAGCAGCUGAGGAGGAGCCUGCACGUGCCAGUGAUGCCACAACUGUCAGACUGGGGACCCA
Molecule: messenger RNA, 684 nt
Organism: Octodon degus (degu)
Lineage: Eukaryota; Metazoa; Chordata; Mammalia; Rodentia; Octodontidae
Gene: Mad2l2
Product: mitotic arrest deficient 2 like 2
Exons: 6
Coding region: 1-633 (210 amino acids)
Cellular component (GO): zeta DNA polymerase complex
Source: RefSeq, a predicted model, not a curated record